Molecule: messenger RNA, 7999 nt
Organism: Amoebophrya sp. A120
Lineage: Eukaryota; Dinophyceae; Syndiniales; Amoebophryaceae
Source: the annotation of a GenBank genome assembly
CGACACAAGAACUACGUCCGCACGGCCCGCUAUAACGCUUUGACCUUUCCCUUCGUGACGCUUUGGGAACAAUUCCACAACUUCGCGAACUGCUACUUUAUCGUCACCGCCGUUCUGCAGAUGAUCGAGCCGAUUUCCGAUUCGGACGGACAGCCAACCAUCCUCGUCGGCCUGAUGCCGGUCCUCGCGGCGGUUGCAGUUCGCGAGUGGUUGGAAGACCGAGCGCGGAAACGCAACGACUACCGCGAGAACCACCAGCUGGUGGAUCGGUACACCCAAGACGGCGACAUCGUCGAGACCGAGUGGCAGGACCUGUCGGUGGGCGACGUCAUCCGCGUGAAAAAGGGGCAGCAGUUUCCCGCGGAUUUGCUGCUCCUCGCAUCGUCCGACAAGGACCGCGAGCAGGUGUUUGUCGAAACGAAAAAUCUGGACGGGGAGACCAAUUUGAAAACGAAGGUGUGUCUCCCCCAGAUCUCCUCCAAAAAGUGCCUCAACGGGAAGGACGACGCGAAAUCGAUCGCGAAACUGCGGCUCCGAAUCAAAGUGGAGCCUCCCUGCACGGCGCUGUAUUCGCUGAACGGGCAGAUCUUUGUCCAAGACGAGGUCGUGCCGCUCUCCGCGGACCAGCUGCUGCUGAAAGGGUCGUCUUUGCAGUCUGACUACGCCAUCGGGUGCGUGAUCUACUGUGGACACUUCACCCGGCUGCUGUUCAACGCGUCGAACGUCUCCCAGUACAAGCUCGGCAUCAUCCAGCGGUGGUUCAACCGGCACGUGAUCCAGAUCUCCGUGAUGCAGGUGCUGUUCAGCAUUUUCGUGGCCAGCGCGGAAAUAACCGUGUCCGCGAGCUCCUGGCCGUGGUACGCGGACGAGGAUGUGGUGACCGAUUUUUUGACCGGCUUUGGCCGCUGGUGGGUGAUCUUCGGCCGGCAGACGUUGAUGCUGACCUUCUUUGUCCCCAUUUCCGUGAUCAUCACCGUGGAGAUCGUCCGCGUCGUGGUGGCCUGGUUCAUGGCCCGCGACGAGGAGCUGAUGGGGGACCAGGAAAAUCUGGAAGACGGGGCGAAGGCGCAGUCCACGUCGGUGCUGGAGGACCUGGGCUCGGUGUCGCACAUCUUCAGCGACAAGACAGGGACGCUGACGGAGAAUUUGAUGCUCUUUUCCUGCAUCGGCCUGCCCAACGACAUCCGGGACGGUGCGUGGUACAACAACCCGGCAAAUCACGUCGACGCCAAGGAGCGCGCGAGCAUUUCCGAGGGGGACAUCAAGCGCAUGCUGGGCGUGAACCAAUUCGAAGAGAAAGCGACGCAAGGGCAGCUACCACCUUACAUGGACACUUAUUUCCCGAUCAAACGCGUGGAGCGCCUCUUCAUGGGCGGCGACCAGGACCGCGAGGAAGUGCCACCGCAGUCGCCCGCCGCGAAAGCGAAAUUCGCGCUCGCCGCGCUGAAGAACAAGACGCAGGCGGCAGUGUUUGGCGGGGUAAGUGCCGCAACUGCCGUGACAAACGGAGAGGAAACCGCUGCUCGCGCAACCGGUCCUGUAUCGAGGGUCGAGGGCGAUAGAGGAGAAGAAGGCGCAGCGGAAGAACCCGAGAGGACGGGCUCUUUCUUCCGCCUCACCUCGGGAAGCCUUAUGUCUUGGAGUAGUAGCGACAAGAAGAGCGACGCUCUCGAAAAAGUGGAGACGAAAGCCGAGCUCUCGCCAGCAGCGGAUAGUGUGGAGGGAGUGGGCAAUCCCGGAGAAAACAGGGACUUCGAUGAUCAAGCCGUGCGGAUGGUACUUACAUCGGAACAGCGCAGCGGCCUUGCUUGAAAUUUCAUUUUUGUCUUUUCCAUCCUUGUUCUCGUGAGCCCUGAGCUGUUGACGUGGUUCGUAUCUCGAUGCUUUCUAUCUAUCAAAAUAACCACAAGUGUAAAUAAGUCCUUCGCUACCACGUCGAGCAGUUCUACAUCUACUACUUGUGGUUUUUAGUCCGCUAUUAAACAAACAUGACACCUAGAUGUUCUAUUACGUGUUGAACCUGGCCCUCUGCCACACGGUUAUUCUGCAGAAGCAGGACACGGGCGAGGAGAAGUUCGAGGCGUCUUCGCCCGACGAGCUGGCGCUGAUUGCCGCCGCCCAGGCCUUUGGCUUCCGGUUUUUGGGUCGGCCCAACGCGGACACGAUUCGGAUCGGAUUUUCCACCAAAUUUGCCCGGUGGCUGUGGCCCUACGAGUUCGACGAGGAGAAGCACCGCGAGCUGUUUCACGAGUCCCGCGAGGACUUGGACGAGAUCAUGAAGGAGUCCAGCAGCUCCUCUGACGGACCCAGCUAUUUCUUGGACUUUGAAGUGCUAGACGUGUUGGAGUUUGACAACGUGCGGAAGCGCAUGUCCGUCGUCAUCCGCAUGCCGGCUGAUCUCGUUCCAAAGGCGAACUUCUUGUUCGGCCCGACGGCCAAAAGCGCGACGCUAAACUCCAACCCGACGACGUCGACGUCGCAGCAGCACGGGGUCUUGACCAGGAGUAGCAGUAGAGGUGGGAUAAAAUCCACUAGCACGGUCAGUGCAGGUGGCGCGGCGACAGUGUCUGUCCCUGAUGGCCCCGAUGGAGGUGGAGCUGCAACUGGGACCACGACAACCCAACAUCAGGCACACGCGUUUGACCAGUUCCGCAACGAAAGAACGAUUUUGUUGACCAAGGGAGCAGACAACUCCAUGCUGUCUGUUGGUUCGUUGGAGCAGCCAUUCGACGAACGCCAGUGGUUGGACGACCACAUCUUGGACUUCGCGAAGAAGGGGCUGCGGACGCUGCUGCUCGGCUACCGCUGGCUCUCCACCACCAAGCAAGCCACCUGGUCGGAGAGGUACAGCCAGUUGCGGGGCAGUAUUGACCUGUCCGAAGACGAUAAGAAGCAGCAAACCCUGGAUAUGAUCAACGAGAUGGAACAAAACCUAAACCUAUCCACAGAAAAAAACCCAUCCACAUCCAAUUUGUCAUGCAAAACAUACAUAAAAUUCUGUGUCUGUCAUGCAAAAAAUGGAUGUGGAUCGGUUUUUUUCUGUGGAUAAAACCUCGUCGGCUGCACGGGCGUGGAGGACAAGCUGCAGGACCAAGUGCCGGAAACCAUCGCGCAGCUGCAGGCCGCCGGGAUCAAGUUCUGGGUGCUGACCGGAGACAAGGUCGAAACCGCGAUCCAGAUUGGCCAAGCGUGCAACCUGCUGAACGAAGGGACGUACAAUCUCGUUUUGACAACUCCCGACGCGAGCGACGUCGAGGAACGGCUGAAGGAGUUCCAAAUCUGGCUCGACGCUGCCGAAAUCUUGCAGUUCGCAAUUCAGCUAUCACCCUUAUUGACGUAGGGAUGAAAUCGGUUCUUCCUCUUUCUCUUGCAUUUUGAAAUGCAUCAAAACACUAUGGCUAUGCAUCUGCGUGCGCUGCUGAGGAGACAGCUGUCGUUCCACUUGCCAGAUGACGCGAUGGAACAAUAGCUACUUACUUCUAGUGCAAGAAUCCUGGCAUACGAAUCACAAGAGCAGGACAAAGAUAUGUAUGCGAGGAUAUUAGAUCGCAAUAUCAAUAUGUGAUGUGAAGAUGUGCGCGGCCUUCAACAUCGAUAUUGUUCUUAAAACACAGUAUGACGGUGAAGGUUCCGACUUCAUCAGAUUUUUGACGCGAUACUGUUCAGGCGAGGAAGACUUGGUUUGGUCCGACGACGAGAUCACCCAAUCCGAGGAAAGUGAAAGCCACUCGCAGUAUGAAAAUACAUACGGCCAGCAGAUGCCCUCGUUGGUCCUGAAUCAAGCCGACACGAACUCGCCAGCAACAUCUUCAGUCGCAAUCGGAGGCGCGACGUUCCAGCAACAGCCAGAGGUACCACUCCUCGGCCCAUCAGGAGAUGACAGCGGCUAUACAGCAGGACGCUCUUUCGCGCCUGGGUCGAUAGCGUCCACCUCUUCGACAGCAGUGGCGCAGCAGCGGGCGCGGCAAACCGGACUGGAAGGCGUGCAGGUCGGCGACGUGGUACUUGCCCCGUAUGAUCCGAGUGGACCACGGAACACUGCUGCGAGCUCCGGGCCCGGAGGUACAACCACGGGUGCUGCCACAGGCAGGAGGAAAAGCAGCGCUCACCACCACGAGCAUCACCACCAUCACCAUCACCACGCCACGACAAAACACAUGGUGCGUGCGGAGGACCUGUCGCGGGUGGUGCAGGCGCAAACGGUCGCAGUUGGCACCCAGCCGAGCAGCUCUUCGACCUCGCCACCUCCCGUAGCACACCAGCAUAGCUAUCAGCAUGAACUUCAAGUAGUGGAUCACCCGUUUCCCGCGGUGACGCCGCGCCGGGGCGUUGACCGAGGAACAUUUCAGUCCAGCACCAAUUCCAGCGCUGCAGUAGGCAACAUAGUGGUCCAAACGCCAACGCGAGCAGGUGGCCCUUCGUUGCCGCACGCCAACUCGCGCGACAAACUCAUCGCGCGACACAUCAGCCGAGCCAUUUCGGGUGACAGGCUGAUGCAAGACAUAGACAUGCCGCCCGGGGGGGAUCACUACAGUACGACGCGGGCGGAUCCACAAGCGCUUCCCUCGGUCCGCCUUGACUACGACGAGACCACGGCACCGUCGCAGACGCCCGGCCGGCCCACGCGGGCGAGCCACACGCUUCCCACGGAAUCGGCGUCCAGUCGGUGGUCCCGGACGCUGCGCGCGUUGCGUGGCAGUGCCUCUGGCGUGGAUGACACGCCACUGAACCAGAUGAAAAAGGAAGAAGGCCGCUUCUUUCUGUCGAAGCGAAAGAAGCAGAUGAUAAGGGAGGGUAUCCGGAAGCGCUACCAGCAGAUCCAGGACCGGCUGGUGACGUUCUCCAGUGCGGGUCUCGGCGUAACUGGUUCGUCGAACAAUCGCGACACCGCCGCAUCGUCGUCGUCAAGCCAGCAGCUUCAGCCAAGCAGGAUCUCCGCUCUUGGGCAGACGCCGCCAACUCCGGCGACAGGUUCGCGAACGACACUGCAACCGCCAGCACAGCUGCACCAGAGUGGAAUCAGCGCUUCGCAGCCGAUCUCCACGCUUCACAGCACGCCACCGCACGGCAGGAGUACAGGCUGCGCGGCAACUUCCAGGUCCGGACAAAAGCCACACCUUCAGCUUCGCGCCGCCGGGGACCAGACGAGUGUGAAUUUCGAAAUAGAUCCAGGUGACCUACCUCUAUCGCAAAACUACGGUGGACUUGAAACACCGACCGCGGCAAGCCGCCGAACGCAGGCUCGCCAGUCGUUCAAGCUGCCUACCUCUCCGUCACGGCCUGGCGACUUGAUGACGGGCCCGGGCGGUGCGCCGCCCUAUUCUAGCGCCAUGAUUCACCGCGUGAUCGACCCUAGUUCUGGCGAGAUAAUUGCGACCACCGCCCGUAGCCGCGAGGCUUCUCUCUUUGAUACGACGAGCCAAGCGGAACGAAUCACGCGCAGAAGGCAGAUGGAUCGUGGACGCAGCCGCACCUCGAUGCAAAAGAGCACCUCGGGAAGUCGUGUCUUUCAACAUCACACAAGCACUUUAAGCCGACAAACGCAACAAGACGACGGCGCUCCCGGGGGCCAGGUACUUUUACCAGAACAGCAAGAAGAAAACUUGCUCCAGGUCUUCAGAAGCUGCGCCAUCACUAUCACGGGCGACGUUCUGGCAGUUAUCCUGCAGUCCCGCAAGCUCCGGCGCUUCUUUUUCCGUAUUGCGCUGCAGAAUUGCAGCGUGAUCAUUGCUUGCCGCGUGUCACCCAUUCAAAAAGCGGACAUUGUCGCGUUGUCCCGCCGUUACCGCCAGUCCGACCACAACGCCAUGCUCGCGAUCGGCGACGGGGCGAACGACGUGGGCAUGAUCUUGCGCGCGCACGUCGGCGUCGGGAUCUCGGGGAAGGAGGGCGCCGCCGCCGCGAAGAGCGCAGACUUCGCGAUUUCCCAGUUUAAGCACCUGAAGAAACUGUGUUUCGUUUACGGCCGGGAAUCUAUGCGGCGUAAUGCGCUCUUCGUCUACUACUCGCUUUACAAAAACGUCGCGUUUUCCAUGCCGUCCGUGUUUUUCUCGAUGGUGAGCCGUUUCUCCGCGCUGGACCUGUAUGACCCAUGGGUGAAAUAUCCAGGAAAAAACACCCAUCCACAUCCAAUUUGUCAUGCAAAACAUACAUAAAGUUCUGUGUUUGUCAUGCAAAAAAUGGAUGUCGGUGGGUUUUUUUCUGUGGAUAUGAAACAGAUUUUCAACACAGUGUUCACCUUUCUGCCCAUCGUCCUGUACACCAUUUUUGACCGCGAACUGCCCUACUACUACCUCCUCAACGGGCCCCCGCUGUACCGGCCCCUCCGAUUCGGUGUCCCCUCCACCGGCACCGUGGCUUUCUGGUACUGGUUCUGGCAGGGCUGCUGGUGCGCGUUCAUCUGUGCGGUCUUGCCCAUGUGGCUCUUCGACGAGGCGCCGGAGCUCGCGGGAACGCCAGCGGGCUACCACGUCGGAACGUUGGUUUUCACGUCCGUGAUCUGCUCCGUCACUGCGAUCCUCCCCAUCCACCACAACAUCUACUUCUACUUCACGAUCCCCGGCCUCGCGAUGGGGCUGCUCACCUUCCUGUGGGUCUGGAUUCUCGUUUCCGAGACGCAGAUGAUCGGGUACCGAAGUACCAUGUACCGGACCUACUACCUGCUGACCUGGACCGUCGGAUCGCAGUUUUUCCUGAUUCUCAUCGUCACCACGCUCUUCGCGGUUCUGCCACACUACAUCUACUUGCUGCGGGGCGUGUUCUUCCCGGACGGAGUGCGAAUCGUGAAGGAGAGGAUAAAACUCCGGGUACACGACGUGCUCUUGCUCCCGGACGCCACGAACGCCAACACUGGGCCGGUGAUCGUGCCGCACAAGCGCCAGAUCCGCUUCGAAGAUUUGUACGAGCCGGAGGUGAAAAGCAGGCAGCUAGGGGCGGGUGCGCAACAGCCUUUGCUGACGGCGGAGACGAAGAAUGCAGUAUAGAUGUGUGCGUGAAGUAGUUGUUCCUGAAAUUAGAGAACCAAUUUCAAAGAUUAGUUUGUGGAGGCAAAAUAGAACAUCGACAGACGAACGCGCAUCAAUGAACGGGGACCCGACCAGUUUCUAUCUCAUUUCAAAACAGGACUCCGUCGCGGCCCCAGGUGGCGAUAAUCAGCCGCCGGGUGGUGCUAGUGGUGCUAUCAAUGGCGUACUCACGAGUUUCCUCCCGAAUAAGUGGCUCCGAAGUCAAAGUCAAGCAGGAGCAGAGGGACAGCAAAGCGAACCUGUAGUAGGCGCUGGUCGAGAUGAGGCGGUCGCCGAAUUUGACAGCGCUACAAGCUCCGGAGAGAGUCCUUUUGUAGCUGUCAGCUGAGGUUUGCGUUUUGGUCCUCGCCAGAGGAUUUUUUCCACCAUGUUGCUGUGAAAAGUGGCGCUUUUCGACGUGCUGUUUUGCAAGGUCGUAGUGAUACUGCGCAUGCAAGCAGAUAGCUUGCGGCGCAGCCUCCAACUCCAAGAACAUGGGUCUCGCAUAUUUUGGUUGCGCUUUCAACUUGCGAGGGAAAUGGAAUUCAACUUCUUCCGCUAAGAAGAUUGACUACGUUUGCAACUUCUCUGAAUUUGCUUGGUUCUGACACUGAAUACUUCCAUUGAUUAGAUAAGUUUGAUUUUGAUGGCUGACUGCGCGACUGGGAAGCUCUAUGAGCUACGAGGGCGCACCAGUCGCAGACACUUCAUCACCGUUUAGAUUCUACACUAAGUAUCACGACACCGAAAGGUGCAGGCACUUUAUUGAUUUUGGUAAGGCUCCUCCGCCGGAUACGCAAUGGCGCAUUGCUGAGUGAUUUCUCUACAUUUACCAGACUGGGAUUCUUGCUUUCAGCUUCGAACUGAAGGCGUCCAUUGGCGACCAUGAUUUCUUUCCGGAUCAUCUUCCAGUGUGGCAGCUGUCACGCGAUUGGAUGUUGGUCGAAGAUUAAGAUUCGACGGGUCGACGCAUAUAAAGCAGAAGAUAUGAAGAU